GCCGUAAAGCCGGUAGUGACGUGAAAAUGGCGUCCCCCGCAGCCCGGCUAUCUACACGCUGGAUAGUAGUAUCAGCUUUUUCUGGACACCGUAGCGGCCGUUUUCUCCUCGUCUCUGCCAGACAUGCUGGGGUGUCUUCGGGCACGGUGUCGCAGAGGCACCGCGGAGGGACAGCGGUCAGCGUGGGCUCCCGGAGACACGGGAAUGUCGUGACAUUGAGAGGAGUGACAGGGGUAACAUUUCCUCAUGUCACUCCCUGCCGUACGCUCCACACCAGCAGCAGACUGGCAAACAAGCAGGACUUCUAUGAAAUUUUGGGUGUCUCCCGCUCCGCCGCACAAAAAGAUAUCAAAAAGGCUUACUACCAGAUGGCAAAAAAGUACCACCCGGACACCAACCCAGACGACCCAGAGGCCAAAGAGAAGUUUGCCAAACUGGCUGAAGCAUAUGAGGUGUUGAGUGAUGAGGUGAAGAGGAAGCAGUAUGACACAUAUGGAGCAGCAGGCUUCGACCCCAGUCGAGCUGAAGCUGGUCAGCAGCAAUACUACAGAACUGGGGGGACCAACAUCAAUCCGGAGGAGCUCUUCAGGAAGAUCUUUGGAGAGUUUACUGGGGGAAGGGGCUUCGGAGAUAUUAAUAACAUGUUUGAACAGAGACCUGAGUAUGUGAUGGAGCUAACAUUUACAGAAGCAGCUAAGGGUGCAAAUAAGGAGCUGAGGGUGAACAUCAAUGACAUGUGCCCAAGGUGCGAUGGAAAGGGAAAUGAGCCGGGCACUAAGGUUCCACUGUGUCACUACUGCAAUGGCACUGGGAUGGAGUCGAUCAGCACAGGUCCAUUCAUGAUGCGCAGCACCUGCCGGCGCUGCGGUGGGAGGGGCUCCAUUAUACAGAUCCCCUGUGCGGUUUGCCGAGGUUCAGGUCAGACCAAGCAGGAGCAGACGGUCACUGUACCUGUACCUGCUGGUGUGGGAGAUGGUCAAACCGUGUGCAUGCCAGUGGGUACAAAAGAAGUCCUCAUCACAUUUAGGGUCCAGAAGAGCCCACUGUUCAGGCGUAAUGGCGUAGACAUCCACUCCGAUCUGUUCAUUUCUAUAGCUCAAGCCAUCCUGGGGGGCACAGCCGUCGCACAGGGCCUUUAUCAACCCAUCACUGUGGCGAUUCCAUCCAGUUGCCAGGCGGAUCAGGUGAUCCGGCUUCAGGGCAAAGGCAUUCGGAGGAUGAACAGCUACAGCUAUGGAGAUCACUAUGUUUAUAUCAAGAUAAAAGUCCCCAAGACGCUGACUCGAAGGCAGCGCUCUCUUUUGCUGACUUAUGCCGAAGAGGAGACGGACGUGCAGGGAACCGUCAAUGGUGUCACUCCUUCUGCAGGAGGGGGCAGCAGCACUACAGGAUCUGCUCAGAGGACGAGCAGCUCAGAGGAGAAACAGGAAAAGCAACAGGAACAGAAGGAGGAGGAGGAGGAGGGAGGCUUCUUUUCUAAAUUAAAGAAAAUGUUCAGCUGACACUCUUCAGGCUUCAGGUAAAAAGAAUAAGAAGGUGGCAAAAGAAUGAGGGAUAUCCACUGACUGGGCCUGCGUGCUGUCAUGAGGAGGAGGAGGAAGAAAGGCAUCGUCAUGUUUGUGUUGACACAGUCACACAUUGUCGGAGUUGCAGGUGACAAACAGGACACAAACAGCACAGCUUCCUUUCCACUACAUGGUCCCGCCUCGCCUCGCCUCGCCACAUCACGGCUUAGCUUCACACGGUUCGCUUGGUUUUCCAUUACUUCAUAGUACAUCUUCAACGUGGGCGGGGCCUUCCUAGCAAAUCAUCGCAAAACUGCCGUGACGUCUGUGCGAGACACAAACACACACAAAGGCAGUGUGUGACGACGUCACGCGCAGGAUCAGCUCAGCCCGAGCAGGUACUAAAAAAAAAGUACAAGUUACCAGGUACUGUCGCUAAUGGGAAAGCAAUAAAAUGUGCCGUGCCGUGCCGUGCCGUGCCGAGUCGAGUUGAGGCGUGUCGUGUCGUGCUUGGACCAUGUAGAAAGUCAAAUCAAACGGAUGACUGCUCUUGUUUACCUCUCCUCGCCGUGUUUGAAUCAUCACUGGUCAUGAUCACACGGUUCAUGACACUGUUCUGUUAAAUAGAACGUCCUCAGAUAAGCAGUUCAGAAUGACUGAAAUGAUUUUCAGUUCAGGACAUUAAUGCAGGUGAUUAAAAAGGACAGUGAGUGAACGACAACAAUUUAUUCAAAUGAUGGAGGAAGCAAGUAAAAGCCAAAUUUUAGUUUUUUUGUUUUUGUUUUGUAGCCAAUAUUAAGUUGAGUGAAUGUUGUAGUUUACUUCUAUUCCUCACAUGAUCACUGCAGGAUUUCCAUGUUGGGCCAUUAGGCAUUUGCUAAAUCAGAUAUUUUGCCCCUGACUUUAAGGGUAGAUAACACUUUCCUCUGAAAGAAUCACUGAAGUAAAACAUUUAAAUGAAUAAUAGAUAUUAUCUAUAAUUAUUCAUUUAAGUAUAACUAAUAUAUCUUCUUAAAGCAGGCAGUUAAAUAAUAUCGACUACAGGCAAUCAGCCGUGAUCAUGGUUCUUUGAAAGUCUGAAUCUAAAAAUCAACAAACCUAUUAUGUUUUCUCAUGUUUUAUUUCCAUCAUCAUUCGCACAAAUGUUAACACAUUUCAGUAGAGUUAAAUGUGGUAUUCCAUUGGUUUAACAAAUCAUUUGUUACUGCAAACUCAUCUAAAUAAAUAAAGUAUUUAAAUUUA
Molecule: messenger RNA, 2747 nt
Organism: Solea solea (common sole)
Lineage: Eukaryota; Metazoa; Chordata; Actinopteri; Pleuronectiformes; Soleidae
Product: dnaJ homolog subfamily A member 3, mitochondrial-like
Exons: 12
Coding region: 27-1502 (491 amino acids)
Biological process (GO): response to heat; protein folding; negative regulation of apoptotic process
Cellular component (GO): mitochondrion
Molecular function (GO): protein kinase binding; heat shock protein binding; ATP binding
Source: RefSeq, a predicted model, not a curated record